AAGCCAGUGUCCCAGUGAGGUGGCGACGGCUGGGGAUGAAUGAGGAGAUGGGUGGAGGAGGGAUGGAGUGACCUAGACAAUAGAAGUGAGUUAGGCAUUGAGGGCUGAAAGCAGCGCGGAUGGAGAAUGCUGGGAAACCCUCAGAUCCCGAGCGUGGUGGCAGUCACAUGAUCUCGACAGAUGACUUGGAGUAUCCGCGAGAAUACCGGACGCUGGGGAACAGCGCUCGCCGUUUCUCCAAUGUCGGCCUGGUGCACACAUCGGAGCACCGCCACACCGUCAGCGCUGCCCAGAGCCUGGAGGCCCUGACCAACCUGCACAAGGUUGACAUGGAACGCAAGAGGGACGCCUUCAUGGAUCACCUGAAGAGCAAGUACCAGCAGCAGCAGCAGCAGCAGCAGCUGCAACAUCCGCAUCAUAGCCCACACCACAACCCACCAUCUCCCUCACCAUCUCACGCCAGCAUGAGGGGUACGUCAGAGCGGUCUGCACGAGAACAGCAACAGCCCAACUACUGGAGCUUUAAGAGCCGCAGUCCACGGCAUUCCCAGUCUACCCAGUCUGGGCUUGCCGACCAGGCCGCCAAGCUCUCCUUUGCCUCUGCUGAAUCCUUGGAGACCAUGUCAGAAGCUGACAUCCCCAUCGGGUUUAACCGGAUGAACCGAUUUCGCCAGAGCCUGCCGCUGUCCCGCUCUGCCAGCCAGAAUAAGCUACGAUCUCCAGAUGAAUAUUCAGGCGUGCUGUUCCUGCAGUACGGAGAUGAGACACGUCGGGUUCACAUCACCCACGACCUGAGCAGCCUGGAUACGCUGCACGCUCUCAUUGUGCACAUGUUCCCUCAGAAGUUGACAGCAGGUAUGCUGAAGUCACCCAAUACAGCAAUCUUGAUCAAGGACGAGGCGCGCAACGUCUUCUACGAGCUGGAGGAUGUCCGGGACAUCCAAGACCGCAGCAUCAUCAAGAUUUACCGCAAAGAACCCAUCUACGCUUCCUACCCUGCUGCUGCGCACCUGGCUAACGGAGACCUGAGGAGGGACAUGGUGUACUCGUCUCGCGACUCCUCCCCAACUCGCCGCCUCAACACCCUCCCCUCCUCUACAGCCUCUGCGUCCUCUGGUUCUCCAUCCCGCUCACGCCUCUCCUACAGCGGCGGCCGUCCUCCAUCCUUCACUGGGUCCCACUCCCAGCAUGAACAGCCCAGACAUCCCCACCAUCCCUCAGCAGGCCACAGUGCCAACGUAGGCCUGUCUCCCUCGCCCAGCGCCAUCCUGGAGCGCCGCGAUGUCAAGCCUGAUGAAGAAGUUUCUGCAAAGAAUAUGGCGCUGAUGAAGAACGAGGGGCUGUAUGCAGAUCCCUACAGCCUUAUGCACGAGGGCCGCCUCAGCAUCGCCUCCACUCAGUCGUUAGCUGCCAUCGGAGACCCCUUUAGCUUCCCUGUUUCCAGUGGCCUAUACCGCCGUGGCUCUGUGCGCUCCCUCAGCACCUACUCAGCUGCUGCUCUUCAAGGGGACCUGGAGGACUCCCUCUACAAGCCUGGAGGUUCGCUCUACGCUGACACAUACUCCUCAGCCACACUGGGCAUGGGUUUUCGCAUGCCGCCCUCAUCCCCGCAGAAAGUCCCUGACAUGCAGCUGAGGGACAGAGACUCGUAUUCUAGCUCACCCAGCAGAGCCUCACCUGUCAGGCAGACCUUCCGCAAGGACUCUGCCUCCUCCUCUGUGUUUGUGGAGAGCCCGAAGUCAAGGCCCAGCUCCAGUUCAGAGCCUCUGUGCCUGACAGCUGGGCCUGGGGAGGGCGGCAGGGCCACACCUGGCUUUGGUUCUUCAAUGUCUGGACAGGACCCUGACAGCAGCAGGGAUCAUCGCCUGGAGCGUAUGGAGGCAAUGGAGAAGCAGAUAGCCAGCCUUACUGGCCUGGUCCAGAGUGUGCUGACCAGAGCACCAGACAGUGAUAGCACAUGCGGCCUGCUGCGUCUCUGCAUGAUGGCGGGCUGCCCUCCGGACCAAGGGACGGAGUUCUCACGGCCAUUACCUUUCUCUUCCAGCGAGAAGACCGAAACCAACAGUGACGGCUCCACCACUGGAACAGGACGGCUGAAACAGAAAGCUCAUACACCGUCGGCACCUCUAGCUCUGAUGCCGCCGCCGCCUUCUAAUACAACCCCGGUAAACAGUGCCGGCCGCUUGCAGAUGCAGCUCCACCUGCACGGCCUGCAGCAAAACGCCACCGACCUGCGCAAACAGCUUGGCCAGCUACGCAAGAUACAGAUGGAGAACCAGGAUUCGGUGCGAACUCUGUUGAAGCGGACAGAAGCGGAGUUAAACGUACGUGUGGCCGAUGCCUUGAGGAAACAGGAGGAUCCUCUACAGAGACAGCGCCUCCUGGUGGAGGAGGAGAGACUCAAGUACCUCAACGAGGAGGAGCUUAUCAUCCAGCAGCUCCAUGACCUGGAGAAGUCAGUGGAGGAGAUCCAGAAGGAGUCGUCUGUCAACCACAAGCUGGUGACAGUGCAGGAGCUGGAGGAGAAGGCCACUGUUCUGAGAAAGCUGGGAGAAACACUCACAGAACUGAAAAAUCAGUUCCCAGGCCUGCAGAGUAAGAUGCGGGUGGUGCUCAGGGUGGAGGUGGAGGCCGUCAAAUUCCUGAAAGAAGAGCCACACAGGCUUGAUGCCCUUUUAAAACGCUGCAAGACUAUAACUGAUACCCUCGCCACCAUGCGCAAACAAGCAAAUGAUGGAGUGUGGAAGAAGCAGGAGGACUUCUCUAUUCCUUCAUCAAAGCACAACGACGACUUGCGAAAGUUUUCAGACUUUGACCUCACCACUAGCCCACCACUCACCAUCAAUGACCUUGGGGGAGGCAACAGCCUGUCCAACUGGAGCCCCCACUCCAGCCUCAGCCGUGGCCACGGGAACCUGUCUGGCCCUCACAAGGACAAUCAUCCUCCUGUUCCCCACAAAGGCAAAGCCCUGGAGGAGCUGGAACGGCGUGCUUUAGCUGACAAAGCUUUAUCCGUGGAGGUCCGACUGGCAGCAGAGCGGGACUGGGAGGAGAAGCGGGCCAGUCUGACCCAGUACAGCGCCCAGGACAUCAACCGGUUGCUGGAAGAGACCCAGGCUGAGUUAUUAAAAGCUAUUCCAGACCUGGACUUUGCUGCCAAGCAAAUAAAGCCCUCCUCUAACACGGCAUCCUCCCAAAUCCCCCAAAGUGGAGUAGGAAACCCAGAGCACCGCGUCAGCAAGCCCCAGCACAAGCUCUCUGGUAAAGAUGGAGGAUCCAGGCGUGGCUCUGAUGAGUUGACAGUGCCGCGGUAUCGCACAGAGAAACCCUCCAAGUCUCCUCCUCCUCCACCACCUAGACGCAGUUUCCCGUCUUCUCCAGGCAUAACCAGCCGCAGCGGAGAGCCCCUCAUUCCUGGCAAAAGUAUAAAGAAGUCUGAAUCUGAAGAAACUGAAGGUCAGAAGCCUCAUGUAAAACUGAGGAGGACCCUGUCUGAAAACCCCCGUCCUGCGUCUACACCCCCCACACUUGCCUCUGGGGACAAGGAGGAAGGAGAGGAGGAGAGAAUUGCUGCCGAAUUGGAGCUGUCCAGCUGUGCCUUAGCGGACUGCUCUAAACUUGAGAGAGAGCUGCAUGGGGCAGACCACACAGGCAGCACAUCAGUUGCAACAGGAAGGCGCUUGUCUCCUGUUCCUCACAUCGUGUUGACAGAGUGUUUGCCAGCUUCGCCGACUGCCUCAGAGGAUCCUGUCAGAGAUUCAGCAAAUGACCCUGUAGAAGAGAGUCCAUCCCGAGAUUGGACUGAUCACCACACCGUCUACCAGACUAAAUUUUCAAAAGAAAGGGAUUCAUUUGGAAGCCCUCCUCAGCGAGAGCAGCAUUGUUUUAAGGAUGAUAUGGAGUUAAAACACGAAGUUGCUCUGCUGUUGACAGAGCUGGAGGUGAGGGUGGUGUCUCCCGUUGAGGCCAAGGAGCUCUGCAGGACUAUCGGAGAAGCUCUGCAGAUCCUGAUUAUCUCACCACAGACUAAUGAAGUCCCUGAGGUCCAGCUGACUGGCCAGCCUCUCCUAGUGCUACUACGAGAGGAAAAAACUGUCAGGGAUGCCUACAGGCUGCUGUAUUCCCUUUUGGAGUCAUCCAAGCCAGUGCCCAAACCCAGAAUAAAAUCCUCCCUCCACUCGGGCCAGCAGAGCUUUCUGGUGGAGGCUCUAAGGAGAGGGAUAGAUACAGGGGAUCGAGUGCUGACACUUCAGCACAACACAGAAAUUAAGAUUCCUGAGGUACAGCAGAAAUCAAUAAACAUUCAUCUUAAGUCCAGUGGGUCAUGUAGCUCUAUGGGCAGUCUAUCCAGCCAGAGCCAAAGAAAAACAAGAGAAGACAUCCGAUGCAGCACCUACAGGAGGCUGGACAGCUUGGAGGAGACUAUUCGUGAGCUGGAGAACACCUUGAUAGAGAUCAGUGGCCAUCCAACUGCAGAGCUGCUCUACACUGAGACAACCAUCAAAAGCACUCCUGUACAGAUGACAGGUAGUCCGACCUCAGAGACCAAGAAGCCACCGGUUCCACCCAAGCCCUCCUCUUUCAGCCCAGCAUCGAUCCAGGGAGGGAAUAGUUCAAGUGUUGGUAAGGUCCUCCACUCCUCGGCUGCCUCCAAGCUAAAGCACCUGCAGCAGAACAGCACAGACAAGACUAAAAGUGGCAGAAGAGAGGACAUCCUGAAGAUCCAGGGCCAGCACCAGACGUGCCCACCGUGGGUGACCUCUCUGCUCGGCCCACAGAUGAAGGCCUUGGGGACCAACAGCACCAGUGGCAGUAUUGAGCCAUACCUCUCUGAUAUCAAAACAGGAAUUUUCUCAGGCCGAGUGCCCUCUCCUGCAGCAGCAUUUGCCCCUGGCCUGAGGAAGUAUCCCCAAGAGGGGUCAAUGCCCUCCCUGACAGCCUCCUCCAGCCAAGCGAGGGCCCUGCUGGCAAGCCUGUCUGCCUCCGGCCUGAGUGCUGAGGCCCUGCUCCUCUCCUCCACCCUCCGUCAUCGCCGCCUUCUACGUGAGCAGCGAGCCUCCUCCUUGCCCCUGCCCAGCAGCCAGUCUUCCCCUCCUACUCCCACUGCUACCUCCCCCUCCUCUUCCUCUUCACCCACCACCUCUACUCCCUCCCUGUCUCCCUCCUCUCCCACCCCUUUGCGUUCCCUUACCCUCUCUUCUGCGGUUCCCAAGCCCAGCGGUUGUAGCUCCAGCCUCAACACCUGUAAGGAGGGGGCCAGCGAGCAUGUGAAUAAGGGCUUUGCCCCUGGCAACUCCCGGUAAUAAAGAUGAGGAUGAGGACAUGGGAGAAUUCAAGCACCGUCACAUCAUGAAGAAAAAACAACUACAAUAAGGACAAUUUCAGCAUUUUUUUCAUGGGCUUUUUCAUCUUCUUAGUUUUCCUCUCUACUUUUGGCCUCACUCCAGUAUGCAGUCUUCAUGUUUCCAUGGCAGAAACUACCGUACUGUAAAUUUAGUCACAAUCUUUUUUUUGGACAAGUUUCCUACUCUGAUCUGGUUCCAUAGUUGUUAGUGGAGACAUCAUUUCUAGAAUGUGACUUUUAUCAUAGAAAUAAGAGCUGCAAUAAUCACCAAGUGAGUCCAGUAGUUGUGUGUGUUAAUAUUGCUCUCACUUUCCUGCAUCACCUGGCAGAAUGUGCUCAGCAAAAAGAAAAUCUAAAGUAGAUCAAGGUGAUGAUUGUGGUUUCAAUUUCUGUUUUGUGUUAAAAGGCAUUUCUCUGGCUUUUCUUGCAUCCCCUGUGUUUUAAACUCUGAACUGGUGCUAUAUUUUCCCCUCCGUUUGUACACACUGUGUAAAAGGUUUACAUGAGUGUCCUCACUCUGUUUUGCUUUGUUGCAAGUGUACAUUCCACGUUCUGACUUUGAUUUUAUGUCACACUGUUUGAAUAUUUAUAUACAUCACUACAGAAUGAGAUCCUUGCAUCAGAAAUUACGAACAAUUAUAGGACAUUUUCAACUUAAAAAUGAGGACGUAUUCACAAAAGCACAUUGUAGGGAGCACAUUUCUAUUUAAAAUAGAACCAGAAGGUACAGUUACACAAACAGAAGGAAUGGAUGCAAAUGGUGAAUUGUAUAGAUAUUGAAUUCAUGUAUAUGUGUAUUUACUAGUUAAUUAUGACAAUCAGGAGGUUUCCGCAGUAGCAUCUUAUAAGUUGAUCUGGCAUUUAAGCACCUGACAUCACAAACCUUCCCAAAGACUCAAGCACACACAGUGAUGAAUAACACACAAUCUCUCACACAUUCUGCACUUGUAAAGCCAAGCUGUUUGCAACAGCAAGUCUUGUGUGAUGAUUCAUUUUCACAUCUGUUGCACCAAUGAUAAAGAGCACCCUGGUAAGAUAUAUACCACAUCGACCAGAACAUGGUUUCACUCUUUAAGGAAUCUAAUCUACAGAGUGAUGGAUCAAGUGGUUUCAUUUGGGACAUUUGUUUCUUUUAAACUUCAAAUUUAUUCUGAUGAGAAGCAGCUUCCAAAGUUGUCAGCACCUUCUUUGAACAAGACCAAAAUGUAUCUUUCAAUGCAGUGAAUCGAUCACACUUCAACAUCUAUUAAACUGUUUCAACUCUUGAGCAGUGUUUGAAAGAUAAAGAAAGUUGAUCAGCACAUAUUUACAGACUUCAGAUAUAGCUUGACCAUUAAGGGGCCUAAAAUGAGAAUAUAAAAAUAUAAAGCAAGCACAGUUUCCUCUUAAACACCCUUUCCUCUAAUUUUGAGCUUGUGAAUCUGCUUAAAUAUGACAAGCACAAAGCUACAAAUGUUCCUUGAAGGAAGAACAAAAACAUCCCUGCAUAUUUAAAAUACUGUACGUUAGAUUUCUGAUAUUGCUGUUGCCUCAUUUGGUUUUAUUUCCUGCAUGUUGAAACAGUUAUGAAUGUUAGGCCUUUGGUGUGCCUCAAUGACGGUAGUUGAAGUUAGAACUAUUUAUAGCGCAUCAAAGGCCUGUCAGCGAUUCCCUACGUGUGAACCCCGCACAAGGAACCAUUUUGAUGCUCCCUGUCCUGUGUUAUUGCCUUAGGGCUGCCCACUGGGGAGGUGAUGAGGUACGGAUAGGCAUAGACAAAGUGAUUUUUUUUUUCAGUGGUUCACUAAAAGGACUGUGUGAAAUGGAUUUUUUUGUGGCACUGAGAUUAAAACGUGCAAAAGGGGAUUGUGUCAAAGAGUAGGGAGUUUGAGGAGAGGGGAUUAGUUUGGGGACAUGUGUUUGAAGGCUUCUUUAAUAAGGCUGGCAUUGACUUGCCUUGUCUCCAUCGAGAGUGCUUAUGAUAUAAAAAGACCCAAAGAGAUGCGAGGAAGGGUCUGACAGUCAGAGAGCCAUUAAGCGGCUGUUCUUUCCCUGCCCCUCUCGCUUUGUCUUUGUCUUUGUCUUUGUUGUGGGGCGUCUUUGAACUAAAAACCACUCAGUUGAGGUUAUCCUAGGACAAAGUUUGAUAGGCCUCAAUAUGAACAGUAACAGCAAUUUUGCCAAGGCAGUGCUCUUUGUGAAACUGUCUGUUUGUCUUCAAAGAUCAGUUACCAUGUUUUCCCAGUGCCUCUAAGACUUUGUUCUUAUUAGAAAUCCCCAGUUGAUCUUGUAUUACAGUAUUAGAUCAGCACAGCAAUGACAGAAUAACACUUUUACCCAAAGAAGAGGCUGCGGGAAUUGCCUUGUUCCAAUUUUUUUCACAGAAAAAAAGAAAAUAGCACUUGAAAUGCAGAGUUUGUCAGGUUGCAGCGGUGGCAUUUGACUAAACACUCCCGGAGCUCUAACAAUGCGCAAAACUGCAAGUUCACAGCACAGCGAAUUAAGCCUCACCCUGGGUGCUCUGUAGCUCUGCCAGACAGGUUCAAGCCCUGGGUUUCAUAUUGAGUGAAGUCAAAUGAAAGAAAUUCACUUACUCAUGCUGUUCCACACUCAAAUCCAUAACUCUCCGAGUUAAAUUUGCUGCAUUUGCGUCUGGUGAGCGUUGAAGAGGAAGUAUUCACGCUUGGCUGCUUUCCCCAAGUAAAGUCUGAGAUGAAACCUCCCUGAAUUGCAUGGCAGUGCUCGCUGGAAUGAUUCUUUCAAGACAAGUUUUAGUGGGCUGUGAUUUCAACAUGGCUGGAGGCUUAGAGGGCAUGUGGCAGACACUCACAGGAAAUGCCCCUGGCAAUCAGAAAAACAUGCAAACUUGAAAUCAAACAUAGAAGAAAUAUACAUAUAUAAAUAUAUCUAAGUGAGAUGUUUGUGUAUGAUAUAAUUGUGAAGAAAAGUGUGAUAUAUAUAUAGGCCUAGAUUAAAUUAUAUACUGUAAAAUGUCAUCUCUUCAGUUUUAUAUAUUAGUGAUCAUUUUGUACAGUUUUCUUUUUUAAUUCAUUGAGAAAUAUAUUACAUUUCACACUGAGAUUAUUUAUUCAUAUGCAGAACAUUUUUAUAUUUGUUUAAAUAUCUUUAUAGAUAACAGUUAGCCUCUGUAAUAUACGCUGAAGUUCAUUUUUAAAUUCUAGGGUUUAUUAUUAUUUAUUUACUAUUUUAGAUUUUAUGUAAUUUUGAAGAGCUUGUCCCUGAAAUUGCUUGUCCAGCUCAUCUGCACCUUUGCCUCCUUAUGUGAAGGGUCACUAUUGAGGUGUAAGAGGCUGGAUCAGUGCCUGUGCUUAGGGGCUUAUUUUGCUACUAUGUUUGUUUUAGGGGGUUGUUUUCUGUACCUAUGGUCUGUUUUUGUUUUGUUUCACCCCAUCCUGUAUUUGUGAUUCAGCUGGUAUUAGUGAGUUAGAGAUGGUCAGAAACACAGAUAUUGGGGUAACUACUGUGAAAGGGCCCAAAGGCUUCAUAUAGAGCCUUGCUGCUUUGACAAAAGUAAGUUACAUGGCUUUAAUUUUCCUCUGGGUCAUGUCGGCAUGUGAACAGGAGUGGAAGCAACGUGAAUGUGGAUGCUCAGUGCAAAAGCAUUCAGAGACAACAGGUUCUUAAUCAUUAAAACAGGAACAUUUUGUUGCUCAUUCAGUUCCAGUUGUUGAACUGAGUGGCUUUAAGUAGGAGUUAAGCUAAACCACAGAAGUUGUUAAAACCACCAAGACGGAUCAAUAAGGGAAUUAUGUGGCGUUGUGUGAAUUAAAAGUUUUAUCUCUUCCUUUGCCAUUGUAUCUUUUUUUUUAUAACAAACCUACAUUCUAUAGUAUGUAUCGGUAUAUGAGAUUUUUACAUGAAUGUGUGGAUGUUCAAAAAUCUUGGCAUCAAAAGGAGAAAAACAAAAUUGACUUGUAAAUAUGCCGAGUUAUUCCUAGCGAGUUCAACAAAUUGUUAUGUCCAAAAGAUGUUUUAUUAAUAAACUUUGACGAUGGGUACAAAGGUAUAUACAAAAUAAUGCAUGUAUAGUCUCAAGCAAUCGCACGGUGCAGUUGAAAAAAAAAUGUCUACAUGUUUUCUCAAAAAAAAUGAGAAAGAGAGGAAGAUAAAGGCGGUUUUGUGAUAAAGGUUUACAAACAUGAAGAAUGAGACAUUAUUUUGGUAUUUGUGACACAGGCAUGUUCAGUCUUACUGUGAUGUUAUGUGACGAUGAGGAUGACGAUAUAGUGGCCGAGAGUGUUGAACGCACCCCAACCAGAAAAGGCACCAGUGAUGGUGUACUCUUUCCACAGAGUGAUUCUCCCAUUUGUAGAGUAGUGUGAUAUAAGAACAAAAAUAAUAUAGAAAAUAGAUCUAUAAUAUAAUGAUAUAUAAAUUUAAAACCCUACUGAUACUGGAGAUACUAAUUUAUCAGUGUGGAUGCCAUGAUAUUCUGUGAGAAAUGUGUGUUUUUCCUGUGAGAAGACAGUAGGCAGUUGAACCUGCCUUCUUUUGUACAUAAUUUGCUGUGAUUGUGUGUCCAAUAAAGUGCAGCUCUCUUGUACAGUG
Molecule: messenger RNA, 9892 nt
Organism: Sander lucioperca (pikeperch)
Lineage: Eukaryota; Metazoa; Chordata; Actinopteri; Perciformes; Percidae
Gene: srcin1a
Product: SRC kinase signaling inhibitor 1
Exons: 23
Coding region: 120-5303 (1727 amino acids)
Biological process (GO): regulation of dendritic spine morphogenesis
Cellular component (GO): postsynaptic density; actin cytoskeleton; cytoplasm
Source: RefSeq, a predicted model, not a curated record